GCACCCACAGCAUCACCUCCCGCCGCGUCUCGAGACGGUGACGCGGGGGCGGCGCGCUCCGCUCCGCCUUUUCGUCGCUCGCGCUCGGCCUAAGUAGAAGCUUAAGACCUCGUCAGAUUCGCACACAGCGCCGAGCCUUCAAAACCGAAGAUAAGGGAGAGCAACAAAGUUCCAGCACCAUGAGAAGGACCGCCGGCAGACACUUGUUGUGCUUGCUGCUGCUUUUCUUUCCGCUCUCGUGGGCAGAGGACACGAAAAAAGACGCGAGGAAGACCGAGAAUGUUACAGUGUGGGGACAAACUAAAACAAGACGACUAUUUGCGAGGCAUAAGAUUUCUCCAGCAGAGCAGACUCACAUUAGACACAAGUCCCACAUCCUGACCCCGGCGCGGCGCUGCGGCCGCCUCAUGGAGAACUGCUCCUCGCACUUGCCUUGCUGCGACCCGUGUGCCUCCUGCCGCUGCCGGCUCUUCAACACCAUCUGUCACUGCUGGAGGAUGAAUCCGCUCUGCCUGAAGAGGACCUAGUGGCGACCCGCCGGUACGCCUCAGCACACACUUGGGGAAUUUUCUCUAAUUCUGCUUCAAUGUGACCUGAAAUAUCAUCCAAUGGCAGAGCGCAGUAGCUGUGAAUAAGAUAGUGAAAAUAAGGGAAUGCUUCUAAGGAGAUAUAGCAUAAAAGAAAAGCUAAGUUGUCAUCACACACAGCAUUAAUAGGCAGAUAAAGACGCAACACAUGAGCCUGCUAUAUCUCGCUAAAAGUGUACAACGUUGCCUGUUUAAACACUGAUUCUUGCCAUUUCUCUGUAAAAAUCAGAAUAGAAUAAGUUUAUGAAAUGAUUCUGCCUCAUUACACAACAAUAAAGCCAUCUGUUAGCUUACAUCAGUGUGUGUCGCCUUACAGAGACAAGACACUUUAAUGCAUCACUGCUGCACUAAGAUCACCUUAAAAGCAGGGAUGGUGUUCCUAUCAGAGGGUGUAGCCAAUGGAAAGCUUGACUUGUGUCAUUUUUCAUGUUUCUAGACAAUAACAUGUUAACUGUGACUGAUUUUUAGGCAUUGCUGCUUUUGAAUAUUUGCAUAUUCUCUACUGUCACUCGUGGAGAUCCCGAUAUUUACUGUACGACUUCAGUAUCUUUUCUUUGAGAUUCACAGCAGAUGUGGUGUGGAAAAACAAAUUUUAUGUACAUUAUUAUUCCUUUAUUGCUUGCACUUGAUUAUUUGUGUGUGGUUUUAUGAGUUCAAAUGACUUUAUAUUUUUGCUAUCUAAUAAAUAUGCAGUAAACUGAU
Messenger RNA from Poecilia latipinna (sailfin molly), 1289 nucleotides. RefSeq names its product agouti-signaling protein-like. NCBI's taxonomy places the organism in Eukaryota, Metazoa, Chordata, Actinopteri, Cyprinodontiformes, Poeciliidae. The transcript is spliced from 4 exons. Gene Ontology annotation, biological process: adult feeding behavior; hormone-mediated signaling pathway; neuropeptide signaling pathway. The coding region runs from base 180 to 527 and encodes 115 amino acids. Gene Ontology annotation, cellular component: extracellular region. The record is from RefSeq and is a predicted model, not a curated record. Gene Ontology annotation, molecular function: neuropeptide hormone activity; type 1 melanocortin receptor binding.